Sporothrix schenckii 1099-18 is the source of this 564-nucleotide messenger RNA. RefSeq lists its product as uncharacterized. The transcript has a single exon. Lineage: Eukaryota; Fungi; Ascomycota; Sordariomycetes; Ophiostomatales; Ophiostomataceae. The coding region runs from base 1 to 564 and encodes 187 amino acids. The record is from RefSeq and is a predicted model, not a curated record.
AUGAAAUCCGGGAAAAUAGUUGGAAAGAAAGAAUUCAACAAACGCUCUCCGCUCUUUAACGACGACAAGGCGUCUCCGCGUUACUUCCGCUCCACUAACAUAUGCCGUUGCCCCGGAUUUGACGUGGAGAUGUCGUGGUCCACCUACAAAAUCUUGAGCCCUAGUGGAUGUCGUCUGUCUGGCGUCGACUUAGCUAUCCUGCCACCUGCUUGUCUGCCUGGCUCAAAGACACAUUUCGUAGCCUCAUUCGUGCCCACAUUUCGACAAGUCGGAGCCGGAGUGGCACUUAAACAGGAAGAAAAAAUAGAUCCAAAAUCGGACAAGAUCAAGGAGACAGCACUGCGUACGGUAGUAUGCAGUAACACAGAUGGAGGGCUGCGAGUCGCACUGCUGCCGAUGUCACAGAUUUGGAAGCAACUCACCGCUAAGCGACGCGCCAGGCACACCGAGAAGAACGGGAGAAGGUUUCGAUUCUUAUUCGACGUCGAAUUUCACAUAAAGAAGCCAUCAGAAGGAAUCGAAGAAAGUGUGCGUGAGCAGAUGUCCGCGGACCAAGGAGGGUGA